AAACAGACACAAAGAGGAAGAAGAGGGGGAGAAGAAUGACGUAGUUUCCUGUUUGGCUGCAGUGGUGGCGGGAGAUUCCAGCAUGGCGGUGCAGCCGAAACAGAACCUGUCCAUGGACAGUGCAGCCGAGCACGGCUUUCUAAACUUCAUCUUCUCCAUGCCGGAGAAGCCGGACACGACUUUCAGGAUAUUCGACCGCAACGACUACUACACGGCUCACGGGAAAGACGCCAUUUUCGCCGCGAAGGAGGUUUUCAAGACUAACGGGGUCAUCAAGUAUUUGGGCUCAGGGAGUCGUAAGCUGGAGAGCGUGGUGCUGAGCAAGCUGAACUUUGAGGCCUUUGUCAAAGACUUGCUGCUGGUGAGGCAGUACAGAGUGGAAGUGUACAAGAACCACAGCAAGAGCAGCAAGGAACACGACUGGAAGGUCGAGUUCAAGGUACUGUGUUCGUCAUCUAACUCUUUUGUAUGAAUGUAGAUGAGCCUC
Molecule: messenger RNA, 487 nt
Organism: Larimichthys crocea (large yellow croaker)
Lineage: Eukaryota; Metazoa; Chordata; Actinopteri; Sciaenidae
Product: DNA mismatch repair protein Msh2-like
Exons: 2
Coding region: 83-472 (129 amino acids)
Biological process (GO): mismatch repair
Molecular function (GO): mismatched DNA binding; ATP binding
Source: RefSeq, a predicted model, not a curated record